AUGGCAGAGGAUAAACAGAAAAUAAAACAUGCGUUAAAGAAAUUUCAAAAUCUAAAAGAACAGCAACGUGACCUCGAGAUAGUAUUGGAGGCGAAACAGAAUGAACGUAUAAUGUUGCAGGCUGAGUAUGAUAGGCAGAUAACUACAUUGAGAAUUGUCGGAGCCUUGGCAGAUAAUACUGAAGAAAUUGACCCCAAUGCACCUUUAUAUGAAGAAUUGCGCACAAUGAUCGACAAAAUGGAAAUAAUGCGCCGUGUGUUGUUAAAGCUUUUAAUGGUCAGAUCUGCAAGCCACGACUGGCUGGCUGAUCCUCAUCAAAGAUAUGCCGCUUUGAAGCUAGCAAGAGAAGCCAACACGGUGGAUGAAUACAUAAGGGAUCAUAAUUCAGACCUUGAUGAUUGA
Molecule: messenger RNA, 402 nt
Organism: Parnassius apollo (apollo)
Lineage: Eukaryota; Metazoa; Arthropoda; Insecta; Lepidoptera; Papilionidae
Source: the annotation of a GenBank genome assembly